Messenger RNA from Magallana angulata, 6481 nucleotides. RefSeq names its product GAS2-like protein 2A. The transcript is spliced from 11 exons. The record is from RefSeq and is a predicted model, not a curated record. Gene Ontology annotation, cellular component: actin filament; microtubule plus-end; cytoplasm. Lineage: Eukaryota; Metazoa; Mollusca; Bivalvia; Ostreida; Ostreidae. The coding region runs from base 343 to 5790 and encodes 1815 amino acids. Gene Ontology annotation, biological process: regulation of microtubule polymerization or depolymerization; microtubule bundle formation; protein localization to microtubule plus-end. Gene Ontology annotation, molecular function: actin filament binding; glycosyltransferase activity; cytoskeletal adaptor activity.
GGUGCUCUCUAUUCAAGCAAUAUUUCAUUUGUUGAUUUUAAUUCUUAUAUGGAAUUAUGAAGUCGAAUUUUAAUUAUUUUGUAAAGAUUAAAUUCAAAGUUCAUAAAAUACCAGCAAGUAACGUCAUUGAGUUUUUUAGGAACCCAAUUCUAUUUUUAUCUCUAUGGCCUAUAUAAACCAGAAUGUAAAUGAAAACCCCGUCUAUAGAAUUGGCACUUGUAUAGAAUGCGCUAACUUGACGCAGAAAAGGGAUUUUUGUUUUUAAUCUGCAAUUUGGUAACAUAAACUGCACACCCCACCAUUGAUAGAAGACGGGCUUUUUUAAUUAGAACGUCAUCUCAGAUGUUGACGAAUGAUUACUCCAUAGGUAUACAAACUAUGCCGUCUUCUUUGAAUCUGCGAGACGUUUUAGUGGAGCGAGGGCACGUGUCAUCUCCUGAGGCGGGAAAAGCCUAUAUUUUCCUGUUUGUUGGUAGCAUACGACCCGUCAAGGAUCCACUGUAUCUCGUCAACACAAUGGCAGAAUGGCAUAAAGAGAGAAAAGAUGUACUCUACGUAAUAAUCGGACCAAAGCAAGAUGAGGAUUAUUUCAGUUCCUUCAAAACCAAGAUUGCCAGUACAACUGGUAUCAUAUAUAUGGGAGAAAUGAGCAUCGAAGACACGCAUGCGUGUAUGAAACACAGCAACGCUCUGGUCAACACGUCUGAAAGCGAGGGCAUGGCCGCUGUCGUUUUAGAGGCCAUGGACUUGGGUACACUUGUGAUAGCAAGACGAAAUGAAGGAAACGAGUCUUUGAUUCAACAUGGCGUCACAGGCUUCCUGUUUUCAUCUCCUCAGGAAUUUAAAACUAUUGCUGAGAAUCUCAUGGAUGAUGACGAGGCACAAAGCAGGGUAACUCUGGAAGCAAAAAAUCAAAUCCAUAAAGAACACUCGCCAGAAACUGAAAAGGACGCCUACCUUAAAAAUGUGAUUUUAUUUUCCAUUGGGAAUUGCGUGUGUGCGUGGAUAACGAUGGAAUCUCCGGGAACCACCGGGCCUAGCAACACGCUGCUAGUGCUCCAACUAAAGUCCCUUGUGGCGUACAAGUCCAACGACGAGUACCUAUACGCCAUGAAGGAGGACCUAGCCGAAUGGUUUAUGUGUCUUUACCAACUGGAUAUCACUGUCGACAACUUCUUCGAAAUCUUGGAGACGGGGGUGAUUCUGUGCGAGCAUGCCAAUAAGGUGAAAGGGUACGCAGACGAACAGCGCCAGCUGGGGAGACUGGCUGUCAUCCAGUCCAACUUUGUCCGGCGUCUGGAGAUUCCCCUGUACGAGGUUCCAUAUCGGAAGGAGGUGAAGCCCCAAACGUUCCAUGCUCGGGACAACAUAUCAAACUUCAUCACUUGGACCAAAGAUUUGGGCAUCCCAGACGUCUUGUCAUUCGAAACGGACGAUCUGGUGCUGCGGAAAAAUGAGAAAAGUGUCGUGUUGUGUCUGCUGGAGAUUGCCAGGAUUGGCGCCAAACUGGGCAUGCUGGCUCCAACUUUGGUCCAGAUGGAAGAAGAAAUUGACGCUGAAAUAGAAUCAGGGGAACCCCCACCCCAGAUUAUAACGUGCGACAUCAAAUCAUUGGAUGAAAUGGUGAAAUGGCUGGCAGGUCGAUGUACUUGCCCUGUACAGUUUCCCAUCGUCAAAGUCGGGGAGGGGAAAUACAAGAUUGGAGAUUCCCAGACACUCGUAUUUGUUCGGAUAUUACGUAACCACGUGAUGAUCAGGGUGGGUGGAGGCUGGGACACCCUGGAGCACUACCUGGACAAACAUGAUCCCUGUCGAUGCGGAUUUUCCGGUCACAGGAAUACCCCAAUACCUCAAUCCCAGAGAACCCCCACCCGUCGGGCUAGCACCCCAAAUGUGUCUCAGACAUUACCAGCGAAGUCCCCAAGAAAAAUAUCUGUUGGUCCAGUGUCACAUUCCAUAUCGGAAUCGUCUGAAAGAACAAAUUCACCGGCGCCGCGCAUGCGUAGCGCGUCACCUGGCCCUUCUCCAGGAAAGCUAAACAUUCAAAGUGUCAGUCAGAACUAUGGAACCAAGCCCCCGGUUUCUCCGUUAUCGCCUACUACGGGCAAUGUAAAUAGUCCCGGUUUUAGUGGUCAGCGGACGAAUACUGUGCUUGCCAAUUCACGGAGGAGUCAGUCCCCUGCACCCGUCAGUCGUCUGCGUUCGCCCUCACCCGUUUCAGGAAUCAAUAAGGCUCUACAACCACGUGAACAGACCAGUAAGGUACCGCGGCCAGCCUCUCCCUCCAAGAGAUGCCCCUCCCCCUCCCCUUCCGCUAGGAGUGCUUCCCCUGGCCCCAAGAGAUGCACGUCACCGUCCUUUCAACGAGCGGUGUCCAUGUCUCCGGCGCCGAGUAGGAAAAACAGCCAAGCAACUCUUGUCUCAAACUAUUCAAGAUCAAAAUCCAUUCCAAAUACUCCUCGUCCUGAUCGUCGCCAGCUUCCUCAGCGACCAAGUAUGGAUUCUGAAGGAAACGACAGCGUCGGAACAGACGACACAUCGGGUUCCAACUCAAUGCAACCGUCUGUUGACAUAAAUCAAAUCAGUACGAUGACUCUGGACGAAUUCAAAAACUUGCUGAAUAGUGCUCUUUCGGUCCCUAACGGGAAUGCGUCGGAGGGUAGUUUAGAAUCUCCAAGAUCCCAAAGUAGUACUGAUAGUUCACGGAACAUAUCAUCUUACGGAGCAAACAGAGGUGGUAAAAAGCCACCGAUUAGUGAAAAACCGUCCCGAUAUAAAUAUACGGGGAAUGCCAGCCGUAGUUUGGAUACCAAGUCUUUCAAGGAUCAGUAUUCAAGUAAUGGUUAUUUCGAGAUGGAGAAACCGAAACGGACAAUACUUGCUUCUUCAACAGUAUCGAGACCUAAAACACCAGUGUCAAAUUCUGUGUCUAGACCUAAAACACCUGUAAGUUCUUCGGUUCAAAGACCUAAAACACCGGUCAGUUCUGUUCAAAGACCAAAGACACCGGUCAGUUCUAAUACAGUACAGAGACCGAAAACCCCUGUCAGUUCUAUACAGCGUCCGAAGACGCCUGUCAGUAGUGUACCUAGACCCAAAACAACUCCAGUAAGUUCUGUCCAACCUGGUUCAGUUCAAAACGUGUCGAGACCAAAAACACCGACAUCUUCAUAUUCGAUGCCUCGUCCAACACUGAACACAACUAGAACACUGCAAACUAACGAGAUCAACACUGUUAAACCUCACACAAAACUCCACGAAUCUAAGUCAGACUCUGUGCUCAGUGAACGAGAACGACCAGUUCAAAAUGUGAAACCUAAUGUAAGCUACGUGUGCAUUUCCUCCGAGGAACCAAAAACAGUGCCGUCUGGUGAAUUUAAAGGAACGGAAACCUAUACUUUAUCUAACGAUAGCGUAGAUUCUUCAUGUGACUUUAACGGUACGUCUUCAUCGAGCAUGACUCGCAGUAUUACCGACCCUGGACCGGAAAAGGUGCCUCAAUCCACACAAGAAGUACCGAAAAGCAAUACGAAUGACUCUCUCAUUGCAAGCUUCAAUGCAUUACAAAAGUCAAUUCAGGAGCUUCGGAAUCGAGCCCAACAAGCCUGUAUAGCAGUGGAAAAUAACAAAAAGACAGAAUCUAAACAAAAUGAAAAUAGUAAGAUGGAGUCAACAAAUAUUGUUGUAACGUCUAGUUCAAGCCAACCAACAAAUGAAACCACCACUAUCAAACGCCCUGCAACACCAACUGGCAGACCUUCCACCCCCUCCCUAAUCCCCAGACCGAUGACACCGGUAGGUAAUGUUUCCAAAUCGCUAAGCUUGACGCAAACAAUUGAGCCAGUGCAACAAGAAACGACUAGACAAGAGAGGCCGCCUACUCCUAAGAAGGCCACUAUUCUGGCUAAAUCACCAUCUGCAAACAAAGUAACGGCAAACACCCCUAAAAAGAUUACAUCCUAUACUGCAAUACAUGCACAACGUCGUUCAACAACUCCGGGUCCAAACGAGUUAUCGAAAAUAAAGAAGGAUGAUACUGGUGCUGAAAUUCCACGAUCAAAGACUCCGGGUCCAGGAAACAGGAUAACCAAUACUGGUAGUCAGCCGAAAUCCUACGUCAGUCCAAUAAGACGACUGACGCAGAACCAACAACAAACCUCAACAUUUACAGCUCGAGAAAUCCCAGAAUCUGACUACAAUAAUCCAAGAGAACAAAGAAGUGUGUCUGCUAGUCCAGCCACACCAAGGAGGUCAAGUAUCACGGGGCUGAAAGCAAAAACUCCUGUGAAACAAGACUCUUCUGAAGAAACCAUCAUGGUGACUGUAAAUCGAGACAGUGGGCGACACAAAAUCAAUGUGAAAGACGGUGAGGAAACCAAAUACAAAACAUCCAAAACAAACACUGGUAGAAUCAUUGCUCGAGCCCAAACUCCCACGAACCAAAGGACAUCAACUGAGAGUUUGGACAGGUCAAGAAGUGCAAAGCCUGCAACAGAGCCUAAAUAUAGACCAAGACCCAGAAGCGUCGAUCCUGAGAACUGGAACCGGGGAGCAAACAAAGAGGAAGAAGUUUUACGAGUCAAGAGAAAAGAUUCUGGUUCUCAUGUUGUGUUAAACAGAACAGAAGCAUGGGUAGAAUCGGCCGCAAAGACGGUUUCAGCUGGGAAAACACCCUCAAAGAAUAAAAUUCCAGCUGGAAUAUUACGAAGAUCCAAAACCCCUAAUCCUUCUGAUCUGGACCAAUAUAACAUGGAAUCGCGUCCGCUGGAGGAAAUCAAAGCAGCCCUGACUCUUCCAGUCAAUGGUUUACGAGAUAUUGCUGCAGACGAACUAGAGGCACCACCAGAGGACCCUGAAAUGUAUGAAACCAUGGAGAAACUCUUCCAGAAAAUGCGCGAAAGAGAGUUAAAGGCGUCUGUCAAUGAAACGCCUGGUGGUGAUCUCAUGGGAGAUAUUGAUGUUAACUGUAUGGAAAAUGAAGACAAUUUGGGUAGUGAUGAAAUGUCUUUAGACAGUAAUGAAAAUAUAAAGAGAAGAGGAAACUCUCCAGCUAGUAAACCCAGUUCUCAUCAGUCGCCGGCAUCUAGUGCAAGAGGUUCUGUUCCUUCUACUCCAAGAUCUAAAACACCUUCGUUUUCUCGGUCUAGUUCGUCAUCUCAACCAAUCAAUAGGCCUGUUUCAACUCCACCUCGACCAAGCACUCCGACCCGUUCUUCUGUCAAUUCUUCCAGACGAUCUAGCAUGAAGUCAAGUAAUGGAUCCGUCCCAGAAUCCCCAACCACCGCCAAUGUUGAUCAUGCAGUUAUUAUUGUAUCCAAAAUCAAAGAAAUCCUGAAAACAAACCCACGCAAGGACAAUAAAGAGGGACCAAGAUCUAGAAUUCCAGCCCCAAAGUCACUUAGUGCAAGUGGAAAAUCCAGGUCAUUUUCCAAUUUAUUUAACCUUAGCUCCGCAGAAAGUUCAUAUCAGAAAGAAAAUUCGCCAAAUCACAAAUAUAUGAACGGCAAUACAAAUGGGGAAUAUUAUGAUGAUGAAAUGGAAGAAAUUUCAGGCAUUACUGCGCGAGCUGAACAAAACGAUCAAACCGAGAACGUGCGUAGCCAAUCCGGAACCAAGACACCAGUUCCAAAACUAGCCACUCCCUUAACAACUGGGCGGACCGCCGUCCUUAAUCGAGAGACCAGCACAGAUAAGUCUAACCGACUCGUUCGCGCAGUGUCCAUCUCUAGUUUAUCCAGUUCUUCGAACACACUGUCUUGUACCUAUGGCGAGGAGGAAGAAUUUGUUUAGAACUUCGUCUGCCUUUUUGCAUGAUAAUUUAUCUGUGAUAUUUUGGACGUUUAUGUGUUUUGUGUGCGUGUGUUAUGCGAGGGUCCAUUUUCUUUUUUUUUAUGUUCCUAGAUUAGGGAGAAUUCACGAGUACUAGUAUAUUGUAGGCAUGAAGAAGUCAUUGAGUUGCUUAUUUGUUCUUGGUCUAGAGGAAUGUUCGGGCUAUUUAAACACCUUUCUGCAAUAUAGAUCAGAUACUGACAGAAUUACCAGUUCAAGCCAUUUAUCUUGCGUUUUGUAUUCUAUUUAGUUAGCACAUUCCGGUUAUCAUUCCAUAAUGUCAGACAAGACCGUCGCCCAUGGCUCAAUUGUUUUCUUCUACCCUUCCCCCUUGGGGCUUUAUGUGAUGCCUUAAUGUAUUCUCAACAAAGUACUUAAAAAAGUGAAAUCGUUAUCUGUUCCAAUGGCUGUAAAUGUAAAUAACGACAAAGUUUUGUUGAAAUUUUAAUUGUGCCAAAAACAACCUCUGUUCUGUCCAAUCAGCAUUCACAACUAUAUUACGUGAGAGUGUAGAGAUCACGAGCGCAUGCGCAGUAGAUGCAACACCUGAAAUCGUCCAUGAGAAUGUUUUGUCUGUGAUCAUUGCUUAUUUAUGUCUUAUUUAUUUGAAAUCGAAAAUAUUAUAUAAUGCAAUAAACAUUAUGAAAAAUAA